GCGGCGGCAGCAGCGAGGCGAGCGGCGCGCACCCCCCAUCGGCACCGCGGCCCGGGCGCGCUCCGCCGCCCCACCGCACCCGCUCCGCCCGCCGGACCCGGCCCGGCCCGUGCCGCCCCCGCAGUCAGCAGGAGGGAGAAAAUGAAAGCAGGCUGCAGCAUUGUGGAUAAGCCAGAAGGAGGAGGAGGUUAUCAUUUCCCCGAGUGGGCAUACAAGACCGAGUCCAGCCCUGGCUCGCGACAGAUCCAGCUCUGGCACUUCAUCCUGGAGCUGCUGCAGAAGGAGGAGUUCCGCCAUGUCAUUGCCUGGCAGCAGGGCGAGUACGGGGAGUUCGUCAUCAAGGACCCCGACGAGGUGGCACGGCUGUGGGGCCGGCGGAAGUGCAAACCCCAAAUGAACUACGACAAGCUGAGCCGAGCUCUCAGAUAUUAUUACAACAAGAGGAUUCUUCACAAGACAAAGGGCAAAAGGUUUACUUACAAGUUCAACUUCAACAAGCUGGUGAUGCCCAACUAUCCGUUCAUCAACAUUCGGCCUAACGGUGUUGUGCCACAGAGCGCUCCUCCCGUCCCCACGGCUUCGUCCCGCUUCCACUUCCCACCUCUGGACAGCCACUCUCCCACUGACGAUGCACAACCCGGCCGUUUCUCCGGCCCUUCCCUGGUCCCAUCCAACCCAGAGGCUCUGGGCGACGGCGGUGAGAGGAAACCUGACCUCCCAGAGCUGGAGGACGGCUCCGCCGAUUGGCGCCGUGGCGUGGAUCUCAUGGCCUCACGUAACACCGCGAGCGCCGGGGGUGUCAACCACCAGAAGCGCAAGCCAGACAUCAUGCUGCCUCUCUUCACCAGGCCCGGCAUCUACCCGGAUCCUCACAGCCCCUUUGCCGUGUCCCCUCUGCCAGGACGUGGCGGGGUCCUCAACGUCCCCAUCUCGCCUGCGCUGUCCCUGACUCCCACCCUGUUCUCCUACAGCCCGUCUCCAGGCCUCAGCCCCUUCACAGGCAGCAGCUGCUUCUCUUUCAACCCUGAGGAAAUGAAACACUACCUGCAUUCGCAAGCUUGCUCCGUCUUCAACUACCACCUGAGCCCGCGGACUUUCCCCCGCUAUCCGGGCCUCAUGGUGCCACCACUACAGUGCCAAAUGCCCAUGGAGGAGCAGCCCCAGUUCCCCAUCAAGCUGCAGCCUCCACCCGUUGGGCGCAAAAACAGGGAGAGACUGGAAAGCACCGAAGAGUCAGCGACCCCCCAGCUCGCCUCUCCGCCUCCCCCCAGGGUGAAGCUCGAGCCCCCCGUGGACAAGGAGGCCGAGCGCGAAGAGCUGCCCGCAAAGGGAAAAGACAAAAGCGAGAAGGAGGAAAAUUCCAGCAUGGCAGCGCCCAGCACCAGCCUGGAAGAGGAAAAGGGUUCGGUGUUUGCCAGACCUGCCGCCCCAUCCUGGCACCCGGCACCUCUGGUGCCCACCCAGACCCUGGGCCCGGCCGAAGAGCCCCAAGAUCAAGGGGAGAGCAGUGGUGAGAAGCCCCCCAGAGAGCCAUCCGGAGAGCCUGGAACGCAAGAGAAGCGCGAGGACGCCCUGAUGCCCCCCAAGCUGCGUCUCAAACGCCGCUGGAACGGGGACCGGCAGGCAGACGCCCCUGAGGAGCAGCCCAAUGGCCGCGUCCCAUGGAACGGGGUGCUGGGCAGCCCGCACCUCACGGCUGGGCCCAAGGCUGUGGCAGCCGCUGCUGCCUCUGACGCCUAAGGCUGCGUGCCGAAACCCAUCCGUGUAUUUAUGUAGCAAGGUUGCAGAGCGUUGGG
Messenger RNA from Lagopus muta (rock ptarmigan), 1796 nucleotides. Its product is annotated as ETS translocation variant 3-like. The transcript is spliced from 5 exons. The record is from RefSeq and is a predicted model, not a curated record. Gene Ontology annotation, molecular function: DNA-binding transcription factor activity, RNA polymerase II-specific; sequence-specific DNA binding. Gene Ontology annotation, biological process: regulation of transcription by RNA polymerase II; cell differentiation. Gene Ontology annotation, cellular component: nucleus. Bases 142 to 1740 code for a protein of 532 amino acids. Lineage: Eukaryota; Metazoa; Chordata; Aves; Galliformes; Phasianidae.